Messenger RNA from Hippopotamus amphibius kiboko, 3879 nucleotides. RefSeq names its product chloride channel accessory 1 (gene CLCA1). Gene Ontology annotation, biological process: chloride transport. The transcript has 14 exons. The record is from RefSeq and is a predicted model, not a curated record. Gene Ontology annotation, molecular function: intracellularly calcium-gated chloride channel activity. NCBI's taxonomy places the organism in Eukaryota, Metazoa, Chordata, Mammalia, Artiodactyla, Hippopotamidae. Bases 825 to 3551 code for a protein of 908 amino acids.
UUCAAGUAAUUUGAAUACAGGAAAGUGGUGGACCAAUUUGAGUUUUCAUCUGAGAUGCGGCAAACUUAGAAGAGUCUGUGCAGUAGCUGGCAGUCCACAAUUCAUAUUCUGAGAGACGUUUAAUUUCCAUAAAAUAAUUUAAUGCUAAUUUGAAUUUCAGUGGGCAAUAGAAGCUAUGGAAUAGUGAAAUAGAGGUCUGAUGAGGAAACUUGAGGGAGUUCGCCUUGCAAACAGACAAUCUUGGUACAAGUAGAUUGUCUAAGGGAGUAACAAGAGGUGCUGAGGUUAUGUAAAGAUCAAAAAGGAUAAAAAUAAAGACCACCAUGAGGGAUAACUGGAUAUUAGUUUAUGCUUAAUGAAUGCUUAUUGAAUACGCAGAACAGUCAGGCUUCCACUGGGCAGGCAGGGAUUAGAGGGUGGUGUUGGGUGGUUCGGUGUCCUUGGCUGGGCAAACAUUUGUAGGAAGUAAACAUCUUUCAGUGGCAAAGCUGCUUGUCAGCUGUGAGUCCUUUCAGGGACCCGGAUGUGGCUCCCCACCCUCGUUCUCAGCAACUGGCAAAGGUGAAGGCAAGGCUAAUAUUCCUUUCAAAAUAAAAUAUUUAAAAGUACACACAACUUGAGAUGAAGCUAUACUUAUCAUUCCUCAUAGUGGUGACAAAUCCAAUAGUGAAACAAUUAGAGGUCAAGAGGUUAAAUUCCUGUGAUAAAUCACCUUUGAUAACUUGGAAAAAAAGUGUAUCUAUAUUCAUAUAUAUAGGGGUGAGGAAAGAUGCCUCCCUAACCAACAUUUUCCAAAGAGAGAACUCAAAGGGAGAUGCACAGCAAUGGGGUCAUUUAAGAAUUUGGUUUUCAUCUUAGUCCUUCACCUUCUGGAAGGGGCCCUGAGUGAUUCACUCAUUCAGCUGAAUAAUAAUGGCUAUGAAGGCAUUGUCAUUGCAGUUGACCCUAAUGUGCCAGAAGAUGAAACACUCAUUCAAAAAAUAAAGGAUAUGGUGACCGAUGCAUCUCCAUAUCUGUUUGAAGCUACAGAAAAAAGAUUCUAUUUCAAAAAUGUUGCCAUUUUGAUUCCUGAAAAUUGGAACACAAAACCUGAAUAUGUGAAACCCAAACUUGAGACCUACAAAAAUGCUGAUGUCCUGGUUGCUGAAUCUAAUCCAGCAGGUAACGAUGGACCCUAUACUGAGCAGAUGGGAGGCUGUGGAGAAAAGGGUGAUAGAAUUUAUCUCACUCCUGAGUUCCUAGCAGGAAAAACGUCUGAAUAUGGACCACAAGGAAGGGCAUUUGUCCAUGAAUGGGCUCAUCUACGAUGGGGAGUAUUUAAUGAGUAUGAUAAUGACCAGAAAUUCUACUUAUCCAGUAAUAAAAAAAAACCAGUAAUAUGUUCGGGAGCUAUUACUGGUAAAAAUGUAGUACAGAAGUGUCAAGGAGGAAGCUGUGUCACCCAAUCAUGCAAAUCUGACAGAAAAACAGGACUGUACGAAGUAGGAUGUGAAUUCAUACCUGAUGAAUUUCAGACUGAGAAGGCUUCCAUCAUGUAUUCACAAAGUAUUGAUUCUGUGGUUGAAUUCUGUACAGAAAAAAACCACAAUAAAGAUGCCCCAAACGAGCAAAACAAAAAAUGCAAUCUCCGAAGCACAUGGGAAGUGAUCCAAGAUUCAGAGGACUAUAAGAAAACCACUCCUAUGACAACAAAGCCACCCAACCCCACCUUCUCAUUGUUGCAGAUCGGACAAAGAAUUGUGUGUUUAGUCCUUGAUAAGUCUGGAAGCAUGACGAUUGGUGACCGCCUUAAACGAUUGAAUCAAGCAGGCAAACUUUUCCUUCUGCAGACGGUUGAGCAAGGGUCCUGGGUUGGGAUGGUGACGUUUGACAGUGCUGCCUACAUAAAAAGUGAACUUGUACAGAUAAACAGUGCCACUGAAAGAGACACACUUACCAGAAGCUUACCCACAGCAGCUUCAGGAGGAACGUCCAUCUGCUCUGGCCUUCGAUCAGCAUUUACUGUGAUUAGGAAGAAAUACCCAACAGAUGGAUCUGAAAUUGUGUUACUGACUGAUGGGGAGGACAAUACUAUAAGCUCAUGCUUUGAUGAGGUGAAACAAAGCGGAGCCAUCAUCCACACAGUCGCCCUGGGGCCGUCUGCAGCGCAGGAACUAGAGGAGCUCUCUGAAAUGACAGGAGGUUUACAGACAUAUGCUUCAGAUCAGGUUCAGAACAAUGGCCUCAUGGAUGCUUUCGGGGCCCUUUCGUCCGGAAACGGAGCUGUCUCCCAGCGCUCCAUCCAGCUUGAGAGUAGGGGAUUAACCCUCCAGAGCAAUCAGUGGAUGAAUGGCACAGUGAUUGUGGACAGCACUGUGGGGAAAGACACCUUGUUUCUCAUCACCUGGACAACUGACACUCCCCAAAUCCUUCUCUGGGAUCCCACUGGAAAGAAACAAGAUAGCUUUUUAGUGGACACACACACCAAAAUGGCCUACCUCCAAAUCCCAGGCACUGCCAAGGUUGGCAUUUGGAAAUACAGCCUACAAGCAAGCUCACAAACCCUGACUUUGACUGUCACCUCCCGUGCAUCAAGUGGUACCCUGCCUCCAAUUACAGUGACCUCCAAAAUGAACAAAAACACAGGCAAAUUCCCUAGCCCUAUGGUAGUUUAUGCAAAGAUUCACCAGGGAGCCUUGCCAAUUCUCAGGGCCAAGGUCACAGUCCUGAUAGAAUCAGUGGAUGGAAAAACAGUUACUUUGGAAUUAUUGGACAACGGAGCAGGUGCUGAUGCUACUAAGGAUGACGGUGUCUAUUCAAGGUAUUUUACAGCUUACGAUACAAAUGGUAGAUACAGUGUAAAAGUGUGGGCUCUGGGAGGCGUCAAUACAGCCACUCAGAAGGUGAUGCCCCAGAAGAGUGGAGCCAUGUACAUACCUGGCUGGAUUGAGAAUGGUCAAGUAAAAUGGAAUCCACCAAGACCUGAAAUUAAUAAGGAUGCUCUUCAAGGCACGCAAGUGUGUUUCAGCAGAACGUCCUCGGGAGGUUCAUUUGUGGCCUCCGAUGUUCCAAAGGCUCCCAUACCUGAUCUCUUUCCACCUUGUAAAAUCACUGACCUGAAGGCAAAAAUCCAAGGGGACAAUCUCAUUAAUCUGACUUGGACGGCUCCUGGGGAUGAUUAUGAUCUCGGAACAGCUCACAAGUACAUCAUUAGAAUAAGCACAAAUAUUCUUGAUCUCAGAGACAAGUUCAACGAUUCACUUCAGGUGAAUACUACUGAUCUCAUCCCACAGGAGGCCAACUCAGAGGAAGUCUUUGUGUUUAAACCAGAAAACAUUGCUUUUACAAAUGGCACAGAUCUCUUCAUUGCUAUACAGGCUGUUGAUAAGGUCAACCUGAAAUCAGAAAUCUCCAACAUUGCACAAGUAUCUUUGUUUAUUCCCCCAGAGACACCUAGUCUUUCUCCUCCUUGUCCAGAUAUUAAUGUCAACAGCACCAUUCCUGGCAUUCACAUCUUAAAAAUUAUGUGGAAGUGGCUAGGAGAAUUACAGCUGUCAGUAGCCUUGGGCUGAGUUUUCCCUGAGAUAAACAAAUCAUUCAUCCUUCUUUUGAUUAUAAAAAUUUAUAAAAUGUAUUUUAGACUUCCUGUAUGAGGCAAUUUAAUGAAAUAAAAUGUUAAACAACCAGAUACAUAUGUAUAAAAACUAUCUAUUCAAAUCCAAAAGUUUAAUUAUUGCUUAUUUAUUAAUGAUUUUGAGUAGUAGAAAGAAGGGGUACUUUCAUCAAUAAAUGGAAGUAUGUUUUAAUUUGAUUUAAGGAGCUUUGCCAGUUAUAAAAGAACAUGUGAUUGCAUGUGAAAGAUAUUAGAAAUGCCCAACCAAGUAAAACUAUUUACAUAUA